Molecule: messenger RNA, 2330 nt
Organism: Cydia amplana
Lineage: Eukaryota; Metazoa; Arthropoda; Insecta; Lepidoptera; Tortricidae
Gene: MET1
Product: basic helix-loop-helix ARNT-like protein 2
Exons: 1
Coding region: 238-1803 (521 amino acids)
Biological process (GO): regulation of transcription by RNA polymerase II
Cellular component (GO): cytoplasm; nucleus; aryl hydrocarbon receptor complex
Molecular function (GO): RNA polymerase II cis-regulatory region sequence-specific DNA binding; DNA-binding transcription factor activity, RNA polymerase II-specific; protein dimerization activity
Source: RefSeq, a predicted model, not a curated record
UGUCUGUCAUUCGUUCAAUCAGGGCUCUUGUCUUAUUACAUAUUAUUCAAUACCUAGCAAAUACCACAUUGUGUUGAUAAAAUGGUUUACUUAACGUGUUUCUGUGCCAUUGGAUUGAAAGUGAUGUGAACAAGAUACUAUGUUGACAAUCAAUCAGUGAUUAUUGUCCGGGAUAACACAUUGCGUUCUAACAUGAAUAUGGUAUAAACAAGUGUGCAUAGUGCAGUGUCUAUUGCAAUGAGUUCGUCUGACGGAGCGGGCACGCGACUCGGCAUGCAGGCGGCUAUAUCAGGUCAGAUAGGUAUCGGGAGCCCGGAAUUCGGGAUGGCCGUGAGCGUGCCGCCGCCGCAGAUGGCCUUCGACUUGCACGCCGUCAGCUGCGGCGACUCCUCCUCGGAGUCGCGCUCGCCGGACCUGCCGCCGGCCAAGGCGAGCGAUCGCGAGUCGCGCAUCAUAGCGGAGAAGCAGCGCCGGAGCCAAUACAACUCCCAAAUCCAAGUGAUGACGUCCUUGUUGACGGACAUCGUGCACUCGCAGCGCAAGGUGGACAAGACGAGCGUGCUGCGCCUCGCCGCCAAUAAGCUGCGUAACGAGCAUGUGUUCGGGGACACCAUUACCUGCGGCCAUGUCGAAACUUGGUCUCCCGCCUUCCUAAAAUUUUUUGAUCUCCUCGGCGGCUUUAUGAUAUCAGUCACGUGCCGCGGCCGUAUUUUUAAUGUCUCACCUAACAUACAAGAGAAACUAGGCUAUUGUCAUGUUGACCUGUUGGGCCAAGAUAUUUACAAUUAUAUACAUCCUGAAGAUACAGCCGUUCUACGUCAGCACAUCUAUCCUCCUGAACUUCAGAAGGGUUGUGACAAGUCAUUCAUAGAGCAACGCCAUAAUUUCACAAUUCGGAUAGUAAGGGCUGGCGCUAGGUCUGAUCCGCCCAGGUAUGAACGGUGCCGACUAGAUGGUACACUCAGACGCGCGGACAGAGCCACUGCAGUGGGGGUCCAGGAUGAGCAGAUUAUUAGAAGGCAAAGAGUCAGGCACAACCGCACAUUCUCAUCGAGUGGAAAUGAUUUUGUAUUUAUUGGCAUGGUACACGUUCUGACAAACAACAUGCCGCCUCGCAUCAUGUUGCCCACGGCCUACUCAGAAUACUGGACCAGGCACCUGAUAGAUGGGCGCAUAGUGCAAUGUGAUCAGAGCAUAUCCCUGGUGGCUGGGUACUUGACAGAGGAAGUUACGGGCACAUCUGCCUUCUUUUUCAUGCACAAAGAUGAUGUGCGAUGGGUAAUUUGUGUUCUGCGGCAGAUGUAUGAUCAAAGUCGGGAAUUUGGCGAGUCCUAUUACAGACUGAUGUCUCGCACUGGCCAGUUCAUAUACAUGAGAACUAGAGGUUUUUUAGAAAUAGAUAGGGACACAAAGAAAGUGCAAAGCUUUGUAUGCGUUAACAGUGUAAUAGGGGAUGACUAUGGUUGUAGAAUGAUGGAGGAGAUGAAACGGAAGUACUCUGUGAUAGUGGAUAUGAGUCAGGAGCAAACUGAAAAGGUCACAGUUGGUGAUGAUGCACCGGUCGAGCACCCAAAAAAGCUAGAGCGUAUUGUAAUGCACCUAGUAGAACCUUCUGUAGUUGAAGGCUCAGAAGAGCUAAAGUUGGUGCCUCCUUCGAAGGAGAACAUUAUUUCUGCCAUUAAGAAUAGUGAAAAGAUAGUUGAGGAGACAGGUGUGAGGUUUGACUCUCGAAAAAGAAAAAUUAACUUAUUCCAAAGUGACCAAAGUGAUGCUUUAAAAAGGCACAGUGGACUUAUGGAAUAAUUUGAUCUGUUUAUAGACAUUCACAGAUGUAAGUUAAUAGGAUAAUCCUUGUGGGGAUGAUGACCAAUAUUAAAGAUUGAUGUUUUCUGGCAGCAAUUUGAUCCUCUAGUUUUUUAUUUAAGUUUGGUCUCUGACAUGACUGAUCUCAGAGUAAUCAAAAAAUGUUAUAUAGUUAAUUGUUUUCAAAUUCGUAUAAAUUAAUAUUUUUUAUAGAUUUUUAUUUGACUUGAUAUUUUUCUUUGACUGGCUGUAAUUGAAUUAUUUUAGUAAUUAUGAAGGAUUGAAUGUUACUGGAAUUAGAUAUUAAUAAUAAGCUUUCUAUGUAAUUUUAUACAUAAAUGGGAUAGUUAAGUUAAAAAGUAGAUAUUAAGAAAAUCAAUUCUAUGUGGCGUUCAAUAAUGAGUUUUUGAAAUGAACCUUAUUUGUAUAGUGCAAGGUUGUUAUUGCAACUGAAUUGAGUGAGAUUUGAACUAGUGAUGGUUUCACUCAAAUUGUAGAAGCAUGUACCUAUCUACUGUUACUAUUGG